AUGCCUAAGUAUGAUAUCCAACCAGACCAUCGUCUCCUGAGCCACAUCAUCACCGCUUCAGCCCAAAGUCGGUGCUUGCCAGAUCCCGACGACCUGACCUACAGCACUCGGGAUGAAAACGAUGACAAUUCAAGUCGUGCCGGGCUUAGCUUGUUCCACAGAGUGGUGCAGUUACUUGGUAAUUCUAGAUUGGUAACCCUGUCAACGAGGGAUACACUGGACCGUAUCGCUCUUCAUUACGCUGCGAUCUACGGCCUCUCAGAUACGUGUCGGGAGAUCUUAGCCUCCUGCCAGGAUUCGAAGAAAGACAGCCUCUCAAACAUGAUUUUGGCAAAAGACUUCCAGCAGUAUACGCCCAUGCAUUAUGCGGUGAUGAACAAUCACCCAGCGGUGGUCAAGACUCUCCUGGAGGGUCUCUACCUGAUUCAUGAAGCCAAUGGAAUCCCGAUAGAUCAGACAUUACUCUUCACACUUGUCUCAAUGGCGAUGGGCUAUGGGUUCGGGGAAAUAGUCGAGCUGUUGGCAAAAUGUUCUCUUGACCAUAAGAUAACGUCCCUACAAGGAGAAACUGCGCUUUAUCUUGCAACCCGAACCGGACAGGAACGCUAUGUCAAGACCUUGCUUAAGAACGGCGGAGCGGUGAGCAUCAAUGCCCCAGAAACUGUACACGGCUGGACUCCGCUAUUUAUUGCAUGCGUCAAUGGCUAUGAAUCUGUUGUGCGAUGCCUUUUACAAGCGGGGGCUAGACAAGACAUACAGGACCACAACGGCUGGAUGCCCAAAGAGCAUGCCGCUUUACGAGGCCAUCUCGCAUUGGCUGGGGAGCUAGAUUCAUUGAACGACAUGAGCCAUUCCGGCGGCCCUGCUGGAAUACCGUUGAAGCCAAUUUCUGAGGCUAAUUCAAUCAAAGAGGAUGGGAAAAGCCAUUUAAUAGUCAAUCUUGGGGUUUUACAACAUGGCAAGAGUGCCAAAGCUGUGGAUCUGAGGUCUUUCGCAGACAAGGCCGUCGACCGAAACAUUGGGCUUUUACUAGAGAUAUCUGCCUCCGGGAAGCAGAGCGAAACCUACGUUACUGAACUGCCCUUCUUGGCAGACAAAGUAAACGAGCCGUUUAUUUUCGCACUUACCCACCCCAAGGCAGCGUCCAUAACUUUCAGAGUUUCUCAACAGGUACCUGGCUAUCCUGCUUCGCACACUCUCAUCGGCAGCGCGACGGCUCUCUUGCAAGCGCAGAACGAUUGUUUUGGAGAGAACCGGGAGAGUCUUGUUAGAGAGCGUACUAUACCCAUCAUCCAGAAGGAAACGAUGGACGUCAUCGGAACGAUAACUUUCACUUUCCUCAUCGCUAAGCCAAUGGAAAACUUCAUUCCGUCCUUCAGGCCUCGGCCUUCUGUCAAGACCAAAGGCUUGCAGCUAGUUGGGCAUAGAGGACUGGGCCAGAACACAGCUAGCCGAAACUACCUUCAGCUGGGAGAGAAUACAGUCGAAUCAUUCCUUACGGCCGCAAAGCAUGGCGCUACGCAUGUUGAGUUCGGUAAGAAGACUUACCUCACUAGGAAUGAAUUAACGGACUAA
Molecule: messenger RNA, 1575 nt
Organism: Aspergillus melleus
Lineage: Eukaryota; Fungi; Ascomycota; Eurotiomycetes; Eurotiales; Aspergillaceae
Exons: 4
Coding region: 1-1575 (524 amino acids)
Biological process (GO): lipid metabolic process
Molecular function (GO): phosphoric diester hydrolase activity; protein binding
Source: RefSeq, a predicted model, not a curated record